GAUAAUUGUACAGCCGGUCUUGAUAUGGCGACUCGAGACUCGAGCGGCGAAACCGUAGGGUCUGUCACCUUCGAUAGCUCAUUCACGAACAUGAAAAUCGCAUUUAAUAUAUCGCGCUACGCAAAGUAUCAACCGACGACAGACGGCAGUCUUGCGAUUGAGAACGUCUCCUUGAAGAACGUAUCUAGAGCUAUCCAAUUCGGCCCAACCAAAAGCGCCCUACUUGCCGGAACCACAGGGUCAACGACAAUUGCUAGCUGGGUAAGCGGUAAUGUGUACAGUCCUACAAGCCCCGAGACCACCGCCGGCUCGAUUACCCCACCUACUCGCCCGAGCCUUCUCGUGAGCAACGACAGAUUUCAUGAGCGGUCGAAAUUUUCAUAUGCCAAUCUCGCUGUGUCGUCUUUUUCUUCUCUUCGAACUAGUGGUGCUAAAGGUGACGGUACGAUUGAUGAUACCGCAGCUCUACAGCGCGUCACAACCGCGGCUGCUAGUCAUCAUGGGGGCUCCGUGUUAGCACUAGCAAGAGCGUACUUGUUUGUAUAUGGUGCGGGGUAAGUCAACUUCUUAAGUCUUGUGACGCGAAAAGUCCAACUUGAUUGCUAGGAACAGUUAGCUAAUUUACCGCAGCUUAUAUUCGUUCUCUAGUAAC
Messenger RNA from Daldinia caldariorum, 652 nucleotides. RefSeq lists its product as uncharacterized. The record is from RefSeq and is a predicted model, not a curated record. The transcript has a single exon. Lineage: Eukaryota; Fungi; Ascomycota; Sordariomycetes; Xylariales; Hypoxylaceae. The coding region runs from base 25 to 558 and encodes 177 amino acids.